AUGCCGACUCCAAGAUUGACAACGUUAUGCGCGCGAGAGCUCCGCGGCUCCCAAAUUAAAGGCCUCCAGCGGCCACUCAGCCAACGGGCAACAAUCUCCUCGACAUCAUGGCAAGCACCCAGCGCCAACGUCAGCUCCAAGACAUCCUCCACACCCCCUAGCACACUGCUCCUCCCGUCCCGAUCAUACUCGCAAGGAUCCGCCGUCUCGCGCCUGGCCAGAAGUGCCUCUUCGCCCGGCGCCGCGGCCGAGACGUACGUGGCGUACGGCAUGACGCAGAAGAUCUUCGAGGCCUGCUCCAAGCAGGGAGAUUACACGAUUCCGCAAGCGUCGCAGAAGGGCGUCGAGGUCCCGCUCACUGCGUCGGGCGAACACCUCGGUGUCAGUGAUAGCUGGUGGUAUAAGGAACUGGGCCUCACACCUACAUUCUCAACCUGGUCGCAAAUCACCUUCUUGCACAUGUAUCUCCUAACUGUCCGCCUACGCGCCCUGCCCUACCGCGACAGCGUCCAGACAUACUCCCGCCACUUGAUCGACCAUUUCUCUCACAAUGCGGAGCACCGCAUGGACGUCCUGCACGACCUAGGAACCCGGGGUAUCCGCAACAAGUACCUGAAGGACCUCUUUAUUCAAUGGCGUGGAAUCAUCGCCGCCUACGACGAGGGUCUGAUUAAGGGUGACGCGGUGCUGGGCGCGGCUGUCUGGAGGAAUUUGUGGAAGGCGAGUGCUACGGGGCCGGAUGGGCAGGAGGUGGAUUGGACAAAGGUUGCGUGGGUGGUGGCUUAUAUGCGGCGUGUGCUGUUUGAGUUGUCAAAGAUGGAUGAGGCGGAUAUGGCGUUUGCCUUGUCGCAGGGUGGUGGGGCGGAAUCCGCGAUCUUUGGGUUUAACCCCGUUGAUAAGAAGAUGGCUGAGGCGAGUAACUGA
This is a messenger RNA of Penicillium manginii, 924 nucleotides long. RefSeq lists its product as uncharacterized. The record is from RefSeq and is a predicted model, not a curated record. NCBI's taxonomy places the organism in Eukaryota, Fungi, Ascomycota, Eurotiomycetes, Eurotiales, Aspergillaceae. The coding region runs from base 1 to 924 and encodes 307 amino acids. Gene Ontology annotation, biological process: mitochondrial respiratory chain complex III assembly. The transcript is spliced from 3 exons. Gene Ontology annotation, cellular component: mitochondrion.